Rhinichthys klamathensis goyatoka is the source of this 829-nucleotide messenger RNA. Its product is annotated as myelin and lymphocyte protein-like. Lineage: Eukaryota; Metazoa; Chordata; Actinopteri; Cypriniformes; Leuciscidae. Gene Ontology annotation, biological process: myelination. Bases 55 to 579 code for a protein of 174 amino acids. The transcript is spliced from 4 exons. Gene Ontology annotation, molecular function: structural constituent of myelin sheath. The record is from RefSeq and is a predicted model, not a curated record. Gene Ontology annotation, cellular component: membrane.
CAGCAUUUCUCCACAUUCAUUUUACCUGUGCAUAGAGGACACUCAGGUGAACACAUGGCAUCCAAUACAGGGCAAACGGGCUACCUACCCACCGGAGCGGCCUUAUUCUGCACCAUACCCGACAUCUUCUACGUAGUAGAGCUUGUUUUUGGCGGUCUGGUGUUGUGUCUAGUAGCAUCUACAAAGCUCGUGUCACCCUUCGAGAUUGCCGUCCUGCCAAACUCCGACUUAACCGGCUUACUGACCGUGUCAACCCCCAGCAACCCCCAGGCGUAUGUGAUUACUGUGACAAUUUUCUGUUUCCUCAUGACAUUCACCUGGUUGAUAGUCUUUGGCACUGGGUGUCAUCGUAACAAAAGCUCUUGGGCAAGCGCGGAUGUUGCAUGCCAUGGAUUUGCAUCACUCCUCUAUCUCAGUGCUUCUGUGCUUCUAGCUUUAGUAACCAUUGCGUUUGGUCUUGUAAACAAAGACGCCAUUAAUUACAAGCUGAAUAUAGCUGCCGUGGUGUUUGCCUUUUUCACCACUACACUGUAUGUCAUCCACACCAUUUUCUCAGCCCUCAGAUGGAAAUCCUUCUAAAGCAUCUGCACACAACCUGAUUUACUCAUAUGAUUGUCUGCCUCAUUAAGCAAAGUUAUUACAAAUGUCAUAUAAUGCAUCAGUAAUAAUUCAUGUGAUAAUAGAUUUACUGUCCAGGCUUCUUGUGUUCUAUAAAAUGUAUACAGACUAUUUUUUAAAACCAGUUUUUACUUUUUUUGUAAACUAGUCUCACCUUAGGUAUAAAUUAUUGUCAUUUCUGUAUGACUUAUCUAAUAAAGGAGAUUAUGAA